Tribolium madens (black flour beetle) is the source of this 1598-nucleotide messenger RNA. Its product is annotated as cyclin G. NCBI's taxonomy places the organism in Eukaryota, Metazoa, Arthropoda, Insecta, Coleoptera, Tenebrionidae. The coding region runs from base 261 to 1190 and encodes 309 amino acids. The transcript has 5 exons. The record is from RefSeq and is a predicted model, not a curated record.
AACGGUUUUGUUAUGACGUCAUUUUGAUCUUUCAUUUCGCAUUUUGUGUUUUGUACGUUAAUAUAAUUGUGUAGAUUGUGUCGUUGGAGCAUAAAUAAAAGCCUAAAAGCAGUUAUUUUAAACGAAUUUUCUCAAGCAUCCGGGUUCUAGGCCUGCUUCUACUUUUGCUGGUUUAGACUUGUUAAGGUUGAGUAAUGGUGUACAAUUAUUUAUGAAGAUUCUUGCAUAAGAAAUAUUCUCCUAAGUAAGGUACACUCAAGAUGGAAAAACAUAGCAAAGGGAGGAGCUGGCCUAUGCCGGAUGCUGGUAUUAAAAAAAUCAUCUACAAACUUGAAGAAGCCCUAAAUAACGAGAGUCAGUUUAUUUGCAAUUAUGCUGAAAGGAAGCCUUGGGAAGUUACAAUGUCUGCUAGGGAUGGUGCUGCACACGUUUUGAGGUUUCUCAAAGUUUGGUUUGAUGCCCCACAAAGUGUCUUUUUCUCUGCUGUCUACUACCUUGACAACUUCUUAGCGCGCAUGAAGGUUCAGGAGAAAUUUCUUCCGUGCUUGUCUGUGAGUUGCUUCAACUUGGCGGCUCAGACUCACGGCUUUGAGAUCAAUACUAGUCACUUAGUGCUCCUGUCUCAAAGCAAAUGUUCUGUCAAAGAUAUGGAACGUAUGAGUGCAAUAAUUACCGAAAAACUGAAUUUGGUAAACGUAACCAACAACUGCAAUCAUUUAGACCAAUUGAAAGUCUUCAUGGAUAUUUUCAAAUACAUUGCUGUGCAAUUUAAGAUUGAGGGUUUGCUUAACAGGAUGUUGCAGUGGCAACAACUUUGUACAAGACUUGAAAUACUGCUUUGUGAUUCAUCUUGUGCACCUUAUAAACCAUCUAUCCUUGCGUUAGCAUUCAUCCACUUUGAGAUGGACCGCUUUUUGUCCAAGGAAAAUCCCAAAAAAUCCAAUUAUUAUUCAACGGAAAUGUUCUAUAUUUUGGCAGUUAUGAUUGAACUUCAGACGUUAUGCAAUAUUAACUCAAGCGAUUAUAAGAACUGUUUUGAAAACGUCACCAGUGUUUUGAAAGAGUACGAUAGGAGGAAGAAGACAACUCACUGUCAGAAAUUGACUUGGCGAUUUUCAAUCUCCACACUUGCCUUGUCUAAAUUUAGUCAGAAUUACUAUUCUGUGCUCAAUACUAUCAAAGAAGAGUGAAGCAAUUUAUAUACAAAAAAAAUUAAAAAUAUUAAAAAAAAAUAAGAGAAUUGGUUUUGUCUACACCCCAGUAAUUUAUUAAUGUCAUUUGUAACUGUUGCUUUUUAUUUAAAUGUAAUUCCAUGUUUAGGAUUUGUAAAAACCAAUUCUUUUUGAUAGUAAAUUUUUAAUCAUCACUUUUUUAUAAUAAAUGUCAAUGCUUAAGAUGUUGGCCAGAAACAUAGCUUAAUUAUCUUACGUACAGUUGUUGCGUUUUCGUUGUAGGCGUGAACUAUGCAUUUAAAAUUAGUUUGUGCCAUUUUAUGUAGAAUUCAAAAAUUAAUAAAUUUAAUACUAGUCGUGCCGUUACCAUUUCUAUCGGACAGUAAAUUUGCCAAUUGUAACAUUCUCAAUAAAACUUUAAAAUUA